AUGUUGUCACUGCAUCUUGAGGACAAUGAUAUAAAGUAUAUUGAACAAAAUAUAUUUCAGGAUGUCAAUGUAAGAAAUUUAGACUUUGAUGGGAACACAAACUUUCGUAAUUAUAACUUUCAAACAUUGUUGAGAAGUCUACAAAAUAAAACAGUACGCAGUUUACUCCUAAAUGGAUGUGGUAUCGUAAUUGAGCGUUUCACAGCGAGCAUACUACAACCUCUUCAAAAUUCAAGCUUGGCAGAACUCCAAAUAGGAGAUAACACAAUCGAGACAUUCGAGGGGGAUGCAUUUGAGCAUGUUGACUCUUUAAUUGCAUUGAGGAUAUCUAACUUUAUGUAUAUAUCACACUUUACAUUAAAACCACUAAAAAAACUUAACCAAAUGAUUAUUGCAGAUAUGCCAGAGGUCUAUUACAAGCAACUUGCGAUUAUUGAUCUUAAUGAAAUGGAUCUUAUAGUUCUUGAAAUAUCAAAAAUAAAUACCCAUAGAGUAUUUUUUCUUUUUGGCAAUCUAACAAAGUUGAAAUCAUUAAGUUUAGCAAACAUGGGAUUUGUUUUUAUUCCAAAUUACUAUUCACAGGUUUUGGAUUUACUAGGAAAAAGUGGUAGACCAUUUACUUUUACAGAUAUAAAUUUAUCAGGAAAUUUGAUGUUCCAACUAUCAAGUGAAAAACUGUGUUCCUUGUUUUGGGGAAUUAAAGUUACACAUUUGUAUUUGCAAGACAACUUUUUCACAGCACUGCCAACAUGCAUGUUUCAAAAUUCAGACAUCAACAAACUUUUUUUAAACCGAAACAGAAUAACACAUGUUCAAAGUGAUUUAUUCAAGAAUCAAGGGGACAUUGCACUAAUAGAUCUAUCUCAAAAUGCAAUUCAAUCAAUAGAUGGCAAUGCUUUUGCUAAUAUCUUUAAUGCUUUCGUCAUUGAAGUCAAAAUAGAUAACAAUUUGCUGGCAUGUAAUUGUGAAAUCAGACCUUUUAGAAAUUGGUUAAAAUACAACAAUUAUCGCAACCUUGAAUAUGAUGAAUUUUGCAAAUCACCAAAUAAAAGAAUAAAAGAAAAACUUCUCCAUUUUGAAAUAACAUGGCUAGAAUGUAACAAAGAUUUUUUCAUAAAACUAUGUGCUAUUUCUGGCAGUUGUUUUCUUAUAACAGUGAUUCUGAUAGCGACAUUAUUAAAAUAUUUCUGGAAAGAUAUUAAAUACAAAAGAAUGGUAUGGAAAGCUAAGCAUCAUAACCAUGUAAUCCCUGCCAAUGAUGAAGAAAUCUAUGAUGCAUUUGUUAGUUAUCAUUCAGAGAAAAGAAUCUGGGUAAAUCAGGUUAUGACACGAGAACUGUGUGAAGGGGAUCUGGACUUCUCAUUGAUACAUGAUGAUAACAUUAUCCCAGGCCAAGAAUCAUACUUUAGUGGAAUCAUGACCCACAUGGAUCGUAGUCGCCACAUAAUCUUCUUGGUCACACGGGGUUGGAUGAAAGAGGGCUGGAACGAAUUUGAAAUGAAUGCAGCCAUUGAUAUGCUGAGCCAGAGCAAGCGACACACUCUCAUAGUGAUACUGAUGGAGAAUAUUCCACAGAAAGAGAUGUCAGGGGAACUCAGACUUAUGGUGAGAAAUAAUGUUUGUCUAAAAUGGAGUGAGGAAGAUGGAAAACAACAAAGAUUUUGGAGGGAUCUUAAACUUGAACUAGGGAAGAAAAAGUUCCAUGUGAUGUAAGUUUGUACUCUCGAUCAAAAUGUAUACAUAAUCAUAUGUAUAAAAUGAACAUUAUUAUACCAUAAUCAAAAAGGCACAGUUCUUAGAUGAUG
Molecule: messenger RNA, 1805 nt
Organism: Owenia fusiformis
Lineage: Eukaryota; Metazoa; Annelida; Polychaeta; Sabellida; Oweniidae
Source: the annotation of a GenBank genome assembly